Molecule: messenger RNA, 1944 nt
Organism: Penicillium brasilianum
Lineage: Eukaryota; Fungi; Ascomycota; Eurotiomycetes; Eurotiales; Aspergillaceae
Source: the annotation of a GenBank genome assembly
AUGACCGAGUCCACACCGCGCAAGCGCUCCCGCGCGGCCUGUCUAUCAUGCCAAUCGCGCAAACGCAAAUGCUCGGGCGAACAGCCCUGCAGCACCUGCGCCCAGGCCGGUAUCGCCUGCGUGUUCAGCGACUUGCCGCGCAAGAAGCGCGCCCGAUCCGGUAGUAUGUACCGGGCAUCUUUGUCAGGAUUGGACGAGCGACAGCGUCUUCCUCCUCCUUCAGAUGGACGGACUCAUCCAGUCCCUGCAGCUAAGCCGGCUAGUAGCGCUGCGGGCAGUGCUGCUUCGCCGGGGUCGUAUACUCGUGUCAAUGAUUCUGCGCGUCCCAUGAGCCAUUCGCUCGAGGCAAAUUCGGGCGCGGCUUUUGUGCGUAAGCUUGGCCUUAGGAUCGAUCCUGCGCGUGCGCCACGAUUGCAUCUUUUUGCUUGGAAUGUUGGCGAAAGACGUGUCGCGACGGAGGUCUCGGUGUAUCCCGCCGUGUCGGGAGCUGGCCCAAUCUCUACAAUGAUAUCGGAGGAUGAGAUGCGCCGACUCGCGGGGAUUUACUUCGAAAAGGUCCAUCCAUGCUAUGCUUUCUUAGAUCGACAGACGGUACUUGCACAUAUAGCUCAACGCUGGUCAGCGACAUCUAUAUCUGCCGAAACAGCAGAGCAACCAUACGACGUCGUACUUCUCGGCAUUGCAGCUUUCGGACAUCUAUUCUCGCGGCGGGAGAUGUUGCCAGUAGAAAUCCGCAUUGUCGAUGCAGCGCGAAUACUUCUAGAAAAGAGCGUCCUCGGCGCAGAUACGCCGACGAUCGACACGGUGACCGGCUGGGUCCUCCGCGCAGCCUACCUACGCAUGACAGCAUCGCCACACGCCGCAUGGAUGGCUAGCUGUACACUGAUGCACCUCGUGGAGGCUGCCGGCCUGCACCUAGAGAUUGAAGACCCUGAAGCCACCGGUCUCAUCCAAGCGGCCACAUCAGAACCCCAAGUCCCCAACGGAACGAACACCAUCACACAACCAUCCAACGACACAAAUUUGCGCCGACGCCUUUUCGGCAUGGCCCGACACCUCAACACCUGGAUCUCCUUUGACCUCGGUCGAUCACGCGUCGUCCUCCACUGCACAUCAUCCCACUCCCCAUCAACGCCCGCCACAAACGCAGAUCUAUAUCACCUCCUCCCUCUCUCCGAAAGCCUCGACCCAACAGGCCCAACGCCCCAGGACCUCCCAGACCUCGAAACGGCACUCACAGCCGUCCUAGACCUGGUAUACACCGAACCCUCCCUAAUCCUCGUCCAAUGCAACCUCAUGCUCUGCAUCUACCGCCGCGUCCGCGCGAUAAACCCCCACGCCCCCCUCCCCGGGCGCGCGCUAGAUCGCGUCCUCGCACUAGCGGGUCGAGGUCUUCGUGCAGCCCGUGCUAUGGUAGCCGCGACCUGUCCGUGGCAUCAGGUUGCAAACGUGCCGUUUCAAGUUGUUUGUACGCUGUUGGCGAUUGAUAAUCGUGCGGCGUUGGCGUUGUUGCCAGAUGCCAUGACUACGUUGAGGGAGGUGUUGGCUGCGUAUGACACCGGGGUUAUGCGGGAGGCCUAUUCAACGGCUUAUUUGCUUAUUGCUUUGCAUCAGAGGCGGAAGGAGGAUGAUACGAGAGCGUUGGGUGACGUGUUGAGGGCUAAUGCGGCUGCUGCGGUGCCGCCGGUUUCUGUACCGGCGCCGCAAGUGCACCAGUCUAAAGAGGAUGCGCGUGGGUUAGGGAAUGGAGGGGAAGUGCUAGCUACCGCCCAAAUGCCCAUGCAGACGCAGGCUCGGGUGCACGAUGUGUUGGGUCCCGUGUCUGAUGCGGAGCUGUCCUGGUUGGGCGAUUUGAUGAUUGAUAUGCCCAGCUUGCAGAACUUUGAUCUUGAUCAGUUUCUCAUGACGGACGUGCCGUGGCCGCUGCCGGAGAUGGGGAUUUGA